Molecule: messenger RNA, 498 nt
Organism: Lolium perenne
Lineage: Eukaryota; Viridiplantae; Streptophyta; Magnoliopsida; Poales; Poaceae
Source: RefSeq, a predicted model, not a curated record
AUGGAGGUGGUAUCACGUACAGUUGAUAUUUUCGUGUCCGAGUCGUCGGACCCACGACUCGUUGUGCCAACCAGGUGUACCCCGACCCCCCAUUCCGCCCCGAAAUCCCCUUUCCUCUAUCCGCGGGUCUCCUUCGAUUCCUCCCCCGCUGCCGGUGUCUUCGCUGAUCCCUGCCGGCCGACGACAGACGGAGUGGAGAUCUGCGAGCGAGGACGAGACGACGGCUCGCACCUGGGCGGCGAGAAGAAGCAGCGGCUGAACGUGGACCAGGUGCCUCGAGCUGAAGAGCAAGCUGGAGCCCGCGCAAGGUACAGCUAUCGCGCGCUGGGGCUGCAGCCCCGGCAGGUGGUCAUCUGGUUCCAGAACAACCGCGGGAGGUGGAAGACAAAGCAGGACCACGACGUGCUGAAGCGCCAGUUCCGCACCAUCAAGGCCGAGCGACGACCUCCUCUACCACAACAAGAAGCUCCAAGCCGAGGUUUGAGCUGCAGCAUCUGA